UUCGAAAUUCUAUGGUUAAGACACACGUACACAUACACACACAGGUGUGCAAGUCACGCGCACUCAUGGACAUCAUGGCAGAAGUCAGCGAAUGAAUGCAGUGAGUGGCGUCAUGGCAUGACCGUGGAUGUGAUGUGCACACACAGUCAGUCAGUCAUUCAGUCGGGUGUGCUCUCUUGACGGCACUCCUCACCAGAAAUAGAGAAAUGCCACACAGACAGACAGCCGACCAGGCAGACAGACAGCUAGGCAGCCAGGUGGGUACCUUGGCUACGAUAUAUGGUAUAGUACAUGUCAGUCAGCACCAGCAGCAGCAGGCGUCCAUCCAUCCAUCCAUCCAUCCAUCCAUGUGUGUGUGUGUGUGCCUAGCACCGUGCUCUCGCGUCGGUUGUGAUGGUGGGACAGGCGGCCAUGCAGUCAGGCAAGCAAGCAGGCAGGCAGGCAGGCAGGAAGGCAAAAGGCGAAGAAAAGCGGAGAAAGGCAGAAAGGCAGGGAACCACGUCACACACACACACAGGGAAAUAUCAUCCUUCAGUUAGCCAUAGCUAUUGAACUGAAGGCGGAAACUCUGACACUCUCAAUCCCCCCCCCAACACACACACACACAUGGCGGCCGAAACAGGGGGCCGGGACGGGACGGGACGGUACUGACUCACAGACGGACGACAAAUGAGGGACAGUACCAUUCCACACACACACAUGCAGUGCCUCUCUUGUUUGUCUGUCUCGUCCAUGGGUGGCCAGAACUACACAGACGGCGGGCGGACGACCACAGACCCUCACCUCCCCACAGACACACACACACACACACACACAGCGCCCCGACCCACCUCUCCCCAGCGACCCGACCCGUGUGCAUGAAGGAGUUCACGAAUUGGUCUCGUCUGGUGGUGGACGUGCGUGUGCGUGCGAUUCAGCGGCCCCUUGCGCUAACGAUGCGCUUCUAAAUACAGACGGGGCAGACGAACCACGACACACAAGCAUCCUCCACACACAUGCAGCGGUUAGAACAAAUAGCGGCUGUCGGGACUGGGGAGUGGAUGAGUGGAUGAGGUCUCUCUGUCUCUGUCUCUCUCUCUCAGGGAGGGGGCACUGCCCGUCACUCCACCGAGGUCGCUGCACCCCCUGACCCAGCAUGCAGCUGUCGUCGCUCUACCGCACUGUAUGUGUGGAGACACGUACACAUAGAUAGGAUAGCACAUAGAUAUGUAUGCAGCUGUCUGUACAGACACCGAUCAUCGCAUCGCAUAGCACCCUACUAGUUCGCCGCAUCCACUAGCCUUACCUAUCACCUGUCUAGCUAUUCGAUCUGUCUAUUGCUCGCAGUUCCUCCCUCCUCCCCCGCCGUGCUUUAUUCAAAAACGGGGCAAAAGCUCUCCAGCACGCACCCAGGCACCACCCCCCCACCCAACCGCCCCACAUUCACACAGACGGAUAUACAUCAUCCUUUCAUCAGCACACACACACACACACAUGGGCAGAGAUAAGAUAGGAUAGGAUAGACGGCGUCGGGUAGCGGAGCGGCAGGGAUCAUCAGCCACGAGAACGUGGGCUGGAAACUCGCCCUCGCUUGCACGGCUCUGCUCGCUUUCUGUCGCUGUCCACGUGAGCAGUAAGGCGUUGAGGUCCUCCACUUCACGAGGCAUCAUGACCAGUGUCACGUCAUGAUGUCUGUUGAAGCAGUCCGCCCCAACGCGGUGCUGCGCACCGACAAGACAGCAAAGAAGGCACCACAGAGCCAAGUCACAUCACUCUCUGGUCUGUCUCGCCGCAAGCAAGUAGCGCAAACUCCCCUAUCCAUCCACACACCCACACCCUCACGUACGCUCACACAAAUAUGCUCGUCUGUCUGUCAUCUCACUGACGUGACGACUGGCAGGUGCAAAACUCUGCAAAGUCUGUCUGACCUGGGAACGGCUGAAAGGGAUGUCGCGUCGAUCGAUGAGCAAAACCGACAGACACGGACACAGACACAAGACACAGACACGGGGAAAAAGAGAGGGAGAGACGGGCACUCUGGACAUGCACAUAGACACACCGGAGACGGCUGCCUUCGAAAAUCAGACACGCACUUGCCUUCUCUCUCACCCUCUCUGAUCUCCUCUGCUCUCGGUUCAAAAGACCGCCACACAGCCGUUCUCAUCCAUGGAACUCCACUCCAAAACACACCACACCCCCACACACCCGACACACAGCCUCACUCACUCACAGAGCCUCUGCUGGCCCGGAGCACCUCAUAAGGCAUCAUCAGGAACGACUAGGCGGUGAUCCGCACCGGCCUCUCGAGAGCAUCACGGUCGGAGGAGGGAGGGGGGGAUUGGGAUGAAGGGCCGUUGUCCUGCUCGUGCCGCCGAUAUGACGCGGCCACUUCGGGAGAGACGGACCUCCGUGCUGUCUUGAGGGCCUCGUCGAAGUGGCGCUGGGAGACAUCGAUGGGCCGCUUGGAUGACGCCUCGAUGUUCUCCCUCACCGCCAGCCUCGCGGCCCGCUGACACAGCUCGUUGAUGUCCGCACCCGAGAAGCCCUCCAUCUGCUGAGCGAGUCGAUCAAGGUCGACGUUCGUCUCGACAGGCGUCUUCCGCAGACAGGCCUCGAGGCAGCUCCGCCGCGCCCCCUCAUCAGGCAGUGGAAUCAGCACUAUCCGGUCGAAUCGUCCCGGUCUCAGGAGUGCUUCGUCGAGCACGUCGGGGCGGUUGGUGGCGGCGAUGACGACCACGUGCUUGCCGCUGUCACUGCCGAGGCCGUCCAGCUCGGUCAGCAGCUGGUUGAGCACCCUUGCGGACGCCUCGCUGCCCUCGCCGCUGGAUGUGCUGCCUCUCCGCCGACCUAAGGCAUCGAUCUCGUCGAAGAAGAUCACGGCGGGGGCGCUGGCCCUGAGGGUAACAAGGAGAGGUGGUGAGGACGGGGGUCUCUGUGUGUGUGUGUCUCGAUGUCUGUGUGGGCGCCCACCUCGCUAUUUUGAACAGUUCCCGUACGUUGGCCUCUGACUGGCCAAACCACUUGCUCAGCAGCUCAGGACCCUUCACAGACAGGAAAUUAGCCCCGCUCUCGCGCGCAACAGCCUGAUGCCCACAGACACACAGUCCAGUGAAAGCAGACAUGAGACAUCCCUCCCUCCAUCUCUCUACCUCACCUUAGCGAGCAGCGUCUUGCCGCAACCGGGCGGUCCGUGGAGCAGCACGCCCCUGCUGGCCUGCAGAUUGAACUUGCUGACCAACUCGGGGUGGUUCAAUGGCAGGUCGAUGGCCUCUUUCAGCUCAUCCUUGACCGCAUCAAGCCCGCCGAUGUCGCACCAAGACACACUGGGCGUCUCUAUGGUGUACUGGGCGUCCUGCAGGCAGGACGGCUUGACGACCGUCAGGGCCUGCUCGAAGUGGUCAUGCGACACCGUCAGGCCGUGCUCGGCCACGGCGCUUUUGACGCACGGCAGGCCGUUGUAUGAAAUCUGGUUCCGGAGACUGUCGUCAGAGUGUCCGCGAACGCGUGACUGGCGUGGGGCGCGUUGGUGGCCCUCUGUGCGGGCGAGGUGGUCGCGGAUGCAGAGUUUACCCGCCAUCUUGCACAGCAGCGCCAGGUCCGCCCCGACGUAGCCGUGUGUCCGCUCAGCGAUGGAGUCGAGCUUGACAUCUGGUGCCAGUCGCAAGCCGCGCGUCAGCACGGCCAGGAUCUCACGACUGUCCGAUGAGACACAGAGGACAACGUGCAUGUGUCCAAGUGGGUGGCACCUCCCUCUCUCCCUCUCACCGGCCGUCCUUGUCGGGCAUGCCCAUCUCGACCUCAGCCUCAAAACGCCCCAGCCUGACACGACGCAAGAAGGCACACAGCAGCGUCUCAGCUUGUUCCAAGUGGUGUGUUGUAUCUCUUGGAGACUACCUUCUGAGUGCAGGGUCGAUGUGCUCUAUGUUCGAUGUGGUGCCCAUGACUAUCACGCGACGAGUAGCCAGCUCCUCGAAGAACCGACACAACUGCAUUGCAUUCCGUGACGACCACACCAACACAGCCCACCAUGACGACAACCAUCCAGUGCAUGCCCCUGUCUGUCUGUCUGCUCACGUGUUCGGUGAUUGACCGUCCGUGUAUCCCGACGCCUCCCUUGCUGCCAGGGCUUUGGGGGGCGAGCAUGUCCAAGUCCUCCAUCAACACGAUGGACGGACUGCUGCUCUUCUCAGCCGCUCUCAGAACAUUGUCCAGAUACUGACUCACAGGCGUGCUCUCCGACUCGGCAACCUGACGCACACAGACGCAUACAGGGAACAGACAUCGAGAUGAUGCCUUCUGCCCGUUUCGACUCUUCUGCUGACCUCCAGCUUGGCGGCAGAGAUGGUGAUGAGGUUGGCUCCCGUGCCAUUUGCAAGUGCCUUGACCAUCGACCUCUUGCCGCAGCCGUGCGGGCCGUGGAGAAUCACGCCGCGUGAGGGCUCCGGGAGGCCUUCGUAGAGCUCUGGGCGCAGCAGGGGCACCUCCACCACCUGGCGGAGCUCACUGAGGGCAGCCUGGCACCCACCCAGGGAGGCGAAGACGUCUUCAGACACGGAGCAGCCGGAGUCGCCACACAUAUCCAUAUCCAUGUCAUCUAUCAUGGGGACAGACAGACAACAAACACAUCACAUGCACGCACACAAACGCAGACAUGCACAUGCAUUCCAUUGGCCAAGACAUGCCCUCCCUGUUACCUGCUUGCGUGGUCCGAUCGUCUUGUGCUGCCUCGUCCGUGGUCGCCUGGUCGUCUCCAUCCACCCACCACCUCCGCACCCGCCACUCCCUGCCGUCCUUGGCCUCAAGCGCACUCAGGUCUCCCCCUCGGAUGGAGACACGGCCGCGCCUGCGUUUCAGCGUGUGCUUGCGGGAACCGCCUCGUAUGCGGUGCAGCAGAGGGAAGAGGUCAGACGCCAGGGAGCCUUUGUCUGAGGGGGGUGAGCGUCUUCGGAUGGCGAAGACGGUCAUGGCGGGAGAGAGGAGGGCGUAGGUGAGGGGCACAAGCCAGCUGACCGACAGCAUGGCCUUCACAGAACAGAGCACCACCCAGGCUGCUUGGAUGGCUGCACGGCGAUAGUGCCGACCGACGAGAUGCUUGUUGAAAGGGAAAAAUCGCCAAUGGGAAAAAUGAAAACAGCAAGUGAGUGAGUGAAGAAACCGGUGUGACGAUGAGGCAAAGGAAGGGGGAAGAGCAGCCUGCGAGAUC
Molecule: messenger RNA, 5182 nt
Organism: Vitrella brassicaformis
Lineage: Eukaryota; Vitrellaceae
Source: the annotation of a GenBank genome assembly